UUUCCCGCCAGAUGUUUGGGCAUAAAGGGAGCCUAAACGGGAAGUGUGCUGCUGUUGAGGCGCUUGAUUCUCCGCGCCAGUCCCUCUCGCCCCCUUUCCCCCUCCUAUUCGAGUGAAGAAGCUGCGCUGAGAGCCACUUUUCUGCUUAUGGCUCAGCAGUUUCAGGUGCUGAGGUGCUGCUUCUGUAACGUCUUCCAAGUCCAGCAGAUUAAAAAGAGCCAAAAAUGGAAUUGCAAAGUAUGUGAUGAAAAGCAGUCAAUUCUAAAAACUUUUGGUCAGGGUUCUGGAUCUGAUUGCAGGCGCCAUGUACAAAAACUCAAUUUGCUACAAGGACAGGUAGAGCAGGGACCUACGGAAACGCUUAGAUCUAUAGAAGAACCAAUAAAGAGAGAUGGCGAGAACACAAGAGUUAAACUGGAAGAGAAUUUGGGCAAGCAGGAGGAAAAGGUAAAGUUGGUCAGCCGCUGGACUAAAUAUCUUGAUGGAAGAUGUGAAGAGCAAGCGAAGGAAGAUGAGGAGGAGAUAAUGGUGCAUACAGAAAAACAGAGCUACUCUUCCAAGAACACACUAAGGAAGUGUCAGAAGACCAGCUUACACAUCAGUGAUUCCCAGGGGUCUAGAAAAAGGAGAGCUCCUGGAUUAGCAAAGGAGGUCCUACGUUUUGAGAACAGAAAAGAUUCAUCCACCGUUGCUAAAAAAACCUGUGGAGAUGAUACAUCUGGAAAUGUGAUUCCUGCUGUCGAAGAGCAUCUGGUGUGCCGGAAGAAUAAAGAUUCAGAGUCGAGAGCUGCUGGACUUUCAAAGUGGGAGAAAUUCCUUUUAUCUGGUGAGAGUUGUAAUAGUGGCUAUGAAACUGCCAUGAUGCAAGAAAGGCAGGGAACGCUAGUCCAAACGUUUGCUGCAGGGACAAGUGCCGAAAGGCCAGCAACCUUUAGCCCCUGUAAUUGGCAUCAUGCAUCCAUUCCAUUAGCUGGAGUGCAACAGUUCUCCAACAUUGAACAUGUUCCCAUAGCUGACAUACCUGUAGGAAGAGGGAAACACUUUCCUCGUUUGACUAAUGUUCAUCAAGAAAAACUGCUUAAUAGACUUCCUGAAGAGCAAUCUGCUCCUUUUGUAAAUACUAUUGGUGUCCCAAAUUCAAAGAAUCUGCAUAGAAACCUCUUUUCUACAGGAGAUGACUUUGAUGAUGAUAUUUAAAUGCUUUUUUUCCUUCCCAACACUUUAUCAUUAUUAGUCUAUGUGAGAUGACUUAGAAGAAUAAAUUGUAGCCUGACCUAAGUCUCAGAGCUAUAUUGUAUAAUAAAGGAGAUUGUACUCAAAUACUGUCA
Molecule: messenger RNA, 1328 nt
Organism: Lacerta agilis (Sand lizard)
Lineage: Eukaryota; Metazoa; Chordata; Lepidosauria; Squamata; Lacertidae
Gene: MRNIP
Product: MRN complex interacting protein
Exons: 7
Coding region: 148-1197 (349 amino acids)
Biological process (GO): mitotic G2 DNA damage checkpoint signaling
Cellular component (GO): nucleus
Molecular function (GO): chromatin binding
Source: RefSeq, a predicted model, not a curated record